Messenger RNA from Sinocyclocheilus grahami, 3162 nucleotides. Its product is annotated as serine/threonine-protein phosphatase 4 regulatory subunit 3-like. The record is from RefSeq and is a predicted model, not a curated record. Gene Ontology annotation, molecular function: protein phosphatase activator activity. Bases 254 to 2578 code for a protein of 774 amino acids. The transcript has 18 exons. Gene Ontology annotation, cellular component: protein phosphatase 4 complex; nucleoplasm. NCBI's taxonomy places the organism in Eukaryota, Metazoa, Chordata, Actinopteri, Cypriniformes, Cyprinidae. Gene Ontology annotation, biological process: DNA damage response; protein dephosphorylation.
GCGGAAACCCCGCGCCAUCAGAAGAGCGACGACGCAGCGGAAGACACACAAGAUGGCGGCGAUCGGCGGAUAGACGAGCAUUCGCGCGAACACUGCGAGAUAACCGCGACCCGAGGGAUGCUAGGCUGACCGCGCGGCUGCUGCAGGGACGCUAGGUGACCGAGGAGAGCUUGACGGUGGUGCUGAGACAGAGACAGAGGUAGAUCGGGCUUAGGAUGAGCGGCGGCCGUCAGCGCUAGUUCCGCUGGAGACGAUGAGCGACACCCGGCGGCGCGUCAAGCUGUACACGCUGAACGAGGAGCGGCAGUGGGAGGACCGGGGCACGGGGCAUGUGUGCUGCUCCCUCACCGACAGCCUGAGGGUCACCGGCGAGGCGGACGGCUCUCUGCUGCUGGAGUCCACCAUCCAGCCCGGCACCGCCUAUCAGAAGCAGCAGGACACGCUCAUCGUCUGGUCCGAGGCGGAGAACUGUGAGCUGGCUCUGAGCUUCCAGGAGAAGGCGGGCUGCGACGAGCUCUGGGAGAAGAUCUGUCAGGUGCAGGGCAAGGAUCCCUCUGUGGAGAUCACGCAGGACCCCGGGGACGAGUCUGAGGAGGAGCUGGCGGAGAGCGGUCACCCGCUGGAGCUGCCCCCCUGCGAGCCGGGCCGUCUGGAGGAGCUGGAGGAGCUGGUGAUGUCCGUGCUGCCGUCGCCGGUCCGGCGGGAGAGGCUGGCGCUCGCGCUGCUCAGCUCGGGGUACAUCAGGAAGCUGCUGCAGCUGUUCCGGGCGAGCGAGGAGGCGGGCGACCGCCAGGGCCUGCAGCAGCUGCACCAGAUCGUGCGCGGCCUGCUCCUCCUCAACAAGGCCACGCUGCUGGAGGUGAUGUUCUCCGACGACUGCAUCAUGGACGUGGUGGGCUGCCUGGAGUACGAGCCGGCGCUGCUGCAGCCCAAGAGCCACCGGCCGUUCCUCACCGAGACGGCCCGCUUCAGAGAGGUGAUCCCCAUCAGGGACUCGGAGCUGCGGCAGAAGAUCCACCAGACCUACCGCGUGCAGUACAUCCAGGACAUCAUCCUGCCCACACACUCCGUCCUCGAGGACAACUUCCUGUCCACGCUGUCCUCCUUCCUCUUCUUCAACAAAGUGGAGAUCGUCAGCAUGCUGCAGGAGGAUGAGAAGUUCCUGACGGAGGUGUUUGCUCAGCUCACAGAUGAAGCCACGGAGCACAGCAAGAGGAGAGAGCUGGUGAACUUCUUCAAGGAGUUCUGUGUUUUCUCCCAAACGCUGCAGCCUCAGAACAGAGACGCUUUCUUCAGGACGCUGGCUAAUCUGGGGAUCUUGCCGGUGCUGGAGAUCGUGAUGGGCAUGGAGGAUGUGCAGGUGAAGGCCGCAGCCACGGACAUCUUCUGUUACCUGGUGGAGUUCAGUCCGUCUGUGGUGCGGGAGUUCAUCAUGCAGGAGCCGCAGCAGGCCGACGACGACGUGCUGCUGAUUAACGUGGUGAUCAAGCAGAUGAUCUGUGAUUCGGACCCGGAGCUGGGCGGUGCAGUGCAGCUCAUGGGGCUCCUGAGGACCCUCAUGGACCCCGAGAACAUGCUCGCUCCGGCCAGCAAAGCGGAGAAGAGUGAGUUCCUGAGCUUCUUCUACAAGUACUGUAUGCACGUGCUGACGGCUCCACUGCUGGCUAACACCGGAGAGGAGGACCCAGAUCUGACGGAGGGAGCGGCUGAACCCAACCCCGUGUGUCCAGAUAACCUCCAGACGGCGCAGCUGCUGGCUCUGAUCCUGGAGCUGCUGACCUUCUGCGUGGAGCAUCACACGUACCACAUCAAGAGCUACAUCAUGACCAGAGACCUGCUGAGGAGGGUGCUGACGCUCAUGAACUCCAGACACAGCUUCCUGGCGCUCUGUGCGCUGCGCUUCAUGAGGAGAAUCAUUGGACUGAAGGAUGAGUAUUACAACCACUACAUCGUGAAAGGAAACCUGUUUGAGCCGGUCAUCAGCGCACUGCUGGACAACGGCACCAGAUACAACCUGCUGAACUCGGCCAUCAUCGAGCUCUUCGAGUUCAUCAGAGUGGAGGACAGCAGAUCUCUGAUUGAGCACAUCGUGGACAACUUCUACACGGCGCUGGAGUCCAUCGAGUACGUGCAGACCUUCAAGGGCCUGAAGGGCCGCUAUGAGCAGGAGAAGCAGCGUCAGAGCCGAGGACUCAGCAGGUGCCGCAGGGACGCCCGCUCCUUUGAUGAGGACGAGGACAUGUGGCUGAAUGAAGACGAGGAGACCGCUGACACCGGCUUGGACAAGUGCAAGAGCGACUACGGGAAGUUCAUGGAGAGCGAGAAAGCUAAAGAAGGUCAGGACAAGGAGAGCCAGCCCAAGCGGACGACGACGGGCAGCUUUAAGUUCCGGUUCUCUCAUUCUGCAGGAGCUCCCCCCUCCGCUUCCUCCAGCGGCUCCACACCUGCAGCGCCACCUUCAGGCCAGACGGCCCGGACCGGACCGCUGGGGCUCGUGGACUACUCUGAUGAUGAAGACGAGGAGGAGAGCGAUGACGAGGAGCAGGCGUCACACAAGAGGCCUCGUCUGGGCUCGUAAAGCCCGCUGUAGCGCUGUGCUCACCCCACCUGAACCUGAGGAGCUCAGCGGUCUGCUCUCCAGUGAGCCGCACACGCUAGCAGGACUAGCCGCGCUAGUGAAGCUGGACUGGCUCAGACUCUGGGACUCGCGGGCUGCUGUGAUGGUGAAGCUCAGCGCUGUGGGCAGAUGUGUAUGAGAGCUGUACAGUGGCUGCUUCUUUCUUACUGCUUUCCUCUGGACGCCUGUGUUUCUCCAGUGAGACCGUAUUAACCUUUAUUCUCAGACGUCUGUAUUUCAGGCUAGAAGAUUUUAAAACACAUGAAAUUGCAGUGAAAUGUUUAGGUUUGUGUGCGGCGGAGAUGAAGCAUGUGCACUGCAGCGGUGUAACGCUUCUCUGAUCUCCGAGCUUUGGGCUCUUCUGUCUCGCAGAACACAAGCUGAUCGCACUCGACUGCCAGAUGCUCAGAUUAAAUAUUAAAAGCUGUUUUUGUUUUCCCCCUCGUUUUUCUACACUUUCCUACUAGCACCAUCUCCGUUAAAGAGCAUUUGUAUCAAUUUGAUAUUUUUACAAUUUUCAGAUUAAAUUUGGUCCUGCAGUUAAA